UGCAGCUCUCCUCCCUCUCCCUCUCCCUUUUCUCCCCCUCCCUCUGUGCGCACUAAGUAAGUUAGUCAUGGAAUCGAAGGUACUCUCUACCGGCGUCCGGCUUUCAAGCUUGCCGCAGAGUUACGUCAGACCGGAUUCUGAGAGACCUAGGCUCUCGGAGGUGAGCAACUGCGAAAACGUUCCGGUGAUCGACUUGUGUAGUGCGGACAAGGCCCAAAUAAUCCGACAAAUCGGUGCUGCAUGUCGUGCUUAUGGCUUCUUCCAGGUGAUCAACCACGGAGUGGAUUUGGAGUUAACGGAGAAAAUGCAACAGAUGGCGCAAGACUUUUUCAACCUACCGUUGGAUGAGAAGUUGAAGUACUAUUCCGAUGAUCCAUCAAAGACGCUGAGACUGUCCACUAGCUUCAAUGUGAAGAGAGAGACGGUUCACAACUGGAGGGACUACCUUCGACUCCAUUGCUAUCCUUUGGAAGAUUACGUGCACGAAUGGCCUGAUCACCCUUCUUCUUUCAAGGAAGUGGUGAGCACAUACAGUAGAGAAGUUCGAAAACUUGGGUUCAGAUUGCUGCAAGAAAUAUCGGAGAGUUUAGGGUUGGAAAGGGAAUAUAUGGGGAAGGUGUUGGGUGAACAAGCACAGCACAUGGCCAUAAAUUAUUACCCACCAUGUCCAGAACCGGAGCUGACUUACGGGUUGCCGGGCCAUACAGAUCCCAACGCCAUUACCCUCCUUCUUCAAGACAAACACGUGGCCGGCUUACAGGUGUUAAAAGACGGCAAAUGGGUUGCCGUCAAUCCUUACCCAAAUGCCUUCGUCAUUAACAUCGGCGAUCAGUUACAGGCACUGAGUAAUGGACGAUACAAGAGUGUGUGGCAUCGGGCGAUUGUGAACUCCGACAACGCAAGGAUUUCAGUGGCUUCGUUCCUCUGCCCUGAAAAUUGUGUGGUCAUCGAGCCGGCAAAGGAAGUGAACGACGACGGAUCCCAAGUGCCCCCCAUAUACAGGAGCUUUACCUAUGCGGAGUACUACAAGAAGUUUUGGAGCAGGAAUUUGGACCAAGAACAUUGCCUCGAGCUUUUCAAGAAAUGAAA
This is a messenger RNA of Telopea speciosissima, 1089 nucleotides long. Its product is annotated as protein DOWNY MILDEW RESISTANCE 6. NCBI's taxonomy places the organism in Eukaryota, Viridiplantae, Streptophyta, Magnoliopsida, Proteales, Proteaceae. The transcript is spliced from 4 exons. The record is from RefSeq and is a predicted model, not a curated record. Bases 68 to 1087 code for a protein of 339 amino acids.